GAUAUGGUUGAUUUUGUAGCAACUCAGACCUUCCCUAUAUAAUUUAUGAUUAACAGUUGAUAAAAGAAAAAAAUUAAGAGCAUUCCACCAACUGGUGGUUAGAAAAUUGCAUUUCUUGAACAAACAUCUAGAAGCCAAGUCAAAAAACACCAAUAUAUUGUGAUAUUGUAUUGAUACAACUAGCUAGCUGGUGAAAGAUUGAAACUUUAUGUAGUUUUAAAAAUACCCAUUACAAGAAAUUAAGCUUUUGAGCAAGAAUUUGUGUUGAGAGAGUGGUGUUUGAUGAAAAGUGAAGUCUUUGUUUCUGGGUUCAAGGAGGAUUAUUUUGGGGGAUCAGAGCUUUAUUGUUCCCCAUAAGACACACAAUUGUGACUGGUUUUCAGAUUCUUAAGUGUUCUGGGAAUAUCUUUUGAGUUGCUUCAUGUAUACUUAUCCCACACUGGAUUAUUCGAAUAAUCUGCGAUGAAAUUGAUUUUUUCUAGUUCUUGACAGAUCAUAAAUUCUUUGGAUGUGGAAUAAUAUUCAUAGAAUCAUAGAUUGCUAGCAAUUCAAGAUAUUUUUAUGCAAACAUGCUAGUGUGUGCUUGAGUGAAUUGCAGAUAUCUCGGAGUUUCUCAUGCAAACAUCCUCGUGUCAAUUGCUAUUGUUUUGAAUAAUUUUUAGUGCACUAGAGGAAGAAGAAACAGCAGUCCUUUAGGAAGUUCUGGAGUUCUCGUUUCAAUUAUUAGGCGACAGGAUUGAGUAGAUACAAGCUGACUUGUUUUUUGUGUUGCGGUUCUGCUUUAGGUUGUUUUCUUGUUGUUUACCGCUGUUCUUCAGUUGGUGAUCAUUUGAAGGUGGAUUUUCAGUUCACAAAAAAAACUAGGUGGUUUAGUUCAACUCUUGCACGGGAAAAGUUGCUUAAGAUCGAAAAAACUUGAUGGCUACUUACUUUCCAAAUUCAAGCAAUGAAAGAGAUUCCGUGCCUAUCAACUAUCUGAGGGAGCCUUUGUUAAAUUCUUAUUCAGAAACACCUGUUAUUCCAGGGAAUAUGAUGAUGUACAUGAACUAUCCAUCUUCUUCUGGAUCAUAUUCGGAUACCCUGGCUGGAAAUUCCCAACAUCAGAACACCAGCAUUGAUCUUCCUUCCGUAGGAGCUCUGCAUUCCAACCUCUCGCAUCAAGAAUUUAUGUCGAACCUAGGAGUAUCUAGAGCUGGUGAACUUGAUCUGAGUGUGUGGAGAGAUGGUAGAAAUGAGAUGCCUUUGAUGCAGACAACAGGUGGAACCAACAACAUGAAUAGUAGACAAAACUUGCAGGGUCAGGGCUUAUCUCUCAGCCUCAAUCCACAAUUAUCAUCCGAAUUACAGAUUUCUUCUCUCCAUGGCAGGAAUCCUGACCUAGGCGGAUCUUCGUUUUUGAGUCCACACACAGCGCUUUCAGGGGAUGACAUUGAUAGACAUGGAACCUUUAGAGAUGACGAGACCUACCAAAAUCGGCAACCGAGAAACACUGAGUACAUACUUCCUGAUGUUUUGGGAAGCAGUUCAGCGUUACUAAAAGCAGAUGUCUCCUCUUUUGCGAUGCAAAAUAUUCUUAGAAAUGUUCCCAACUCCAAGUACCUAAAGGCAGCUCAGCAGCUGCUUGAUGAAGUUGUCAAUGUUCAUAAAGCUCUGAAGCAGCAUGAGCGCAAGAAAGACCGUGUAGGAGAUUGUGUUGAAGCAGACAGAGCAUCUAUCGAUGGAACCUCAGCAUCUCCUGCAGCUGGACAAGAUUCAACCAGCAAUGGCCCAAAUGAGCUUUCAGCAUCUGAAAAACACGAAUUGCAGAACAAGAUGGCAAAGCUUUUGUCUAUGCUGGAUGAGGUCAAUAAACGGUACAAACAGUACUUUCAUCAGAUGCAGAUUGUAGUAUCUUCAUUUGAUGUAAUUUCAGGAUCUGGGGCGGCUAAACCCUACACUUCACUUGCUCUCCAGACAAUUUCCCGCCAAUUCCGUUGUUUGCGUGAUGCCAUAAAUGGACAAAUUAGAGUUACUCAAGUAAGCCUCAGGGAGCAAGAUGGCUCAGCAGUUGGAAUAUCUCGACUCCGGUAUGUUGACCAGCAGCUUCGACAACAAAGAGCUCUUCAACAGCUUGGUGUGAUGCAACAACACACGUGGAGGCCGCAGAGGGGACUACCUGAAAGCUCUGUUUCAAUCUUGCGUGCUUGGCUGUUUGAACAUUUUCUUCAUCCUUACCCUAAAGAUUCUGAAAAGAUCGUACUAGCACGGCAGACUGGCUUGACGAGAAGUCAGGUAUCAAAUUGGUUUAUAAAUGCACGAGUACGUUUGUGGAAACCUAUGGUCGAAGAGAUGUACAAAGAAGAGGCUGGUGAUGCUGAAAUGGAAUGUUAUUCCUCCUCAGAUAUUGCCCCAAACACUACAAAAGACGAUACAAAGACAUAUGAGGCUAGAGGGGCAGACCUGCAAAACACUGCAACUUCCUCGUCGAAUGAAAAAUCUAUGAUUAGACAAUUCUCUGAGUCCAGGCCUGGUCAUGUUCCCGAUGUUGAUAUGGUGAGAUCAGGUACCCAGUCCAGUUUCCAGAUGUUGAAUCACGGAGAAACAGAUAUGAACCCCCCAAGAGUGAGUGUUGAUGAAUGUAAUGUUUAUGCAAAUACAAUGGCUCAGCCCGGCAGUGAAAACAAGUACUUGGAUGCUUACCAUGUUCCAGAAUUUGGGGGGUUUGGGAAUGGGAAUGGUGUCUCACUCACACUGGGAUUACAGCAACGUGAAGAUGGCAGCAUGCCAGUGUCUGUUGGGGCUGAUACCAAUUUUGUUAUGAUGAGACGGGAGGAAGAUUAUGUCGGUUUUGACUCUACAGAUUCUGAAAACCGCCAGCACAGAGUUGGUUCCUCUCAUCUGUGGCAAGAUUUUGUAGCAUGAGAACAACUUGGUGUUGGUAAUUUUGAGCAAUUUUUGUCAGAGUGGGGGAGUGUUACAAAAUGGCUAGGUAGCACCUGGAAAUCUACAAAUAAUACUCUUCCUUCUGCAAUUGGUUAUAUAUGUAUAUGACACAGUUGUAUAGUAAUAUUUUCCUUGAAAGAUUAGCAUAUCUGUAAAGAUAAGAUACUUGUUUUUUGGUGA
Messenger RNA from Daucus carota subsp. sativus, 3102 nucleotides. Its product is annotated as BEL1-like homeodomain protein 7. Gene Ontology annotation, biological process: regulation of transcription by RNA polymerase II. The record is from RefSeq and is a predicted model, not a curated record. The transcript is spliced from 5 exons. The coding region runs from base 919 to 2901 and encodes 660 amino acids. Gene Ontology annotation, molecular function: RNA polymerase II cis-regulatory region sequence-specific DNA binding; DNA-binding transcription factor activity, RNA polymerase II-specific. NCBI's taxonomy places the organism in Eukaryota, Viridiplantae, Streptophyta, Magnoliopsida, Apiales, Apiaceae.